Messenger RNA from Saprolegnia parasitica CBS 223.65, 1197 nucleotides. RefSeq lists its product as hypothetical. The record is from RefSeq and is a predicted model, not a curated record. NCBI's taxonomy places the organism in Eukaryota, Oomycota, Saprolegniomycetes, Saprolegniales, Saprolegniaceae. The transcript has 3 exons. The coding region runs from base 1 to 1197 and encodes 398 amino acids.
AUGGACGGUACGAUGGCCACGGACGAGACGCGCGCAUGGCGGCGCCGGCCCCGCCCUGCCCAGGCGAGCGCGAUCCAUGCCCAGUACAGUGCGUACCGCAUUGGCAUGCGCGAGGCGCGAGGAAGUGUGUUGCGCUACCUCCACGAGACCGCGCCCGACGGACGCACGUUUGAAGGCGCGCUGUCGCCGGCCGGUCGCUGCGGCGUCGUCGCGUCCUCGGACGGGCGGUCCACGAUCGCGCUGGAUUGCGAUGGCCGUUGCAGUCUUGGCGUCGUGACGUGCGCGGACGUCGUGUACGAAGGCGAGGUCGAUGGCGACGGCACGCCGAUGGGGUACGGCGUCGGGUCGUUUGCCAAUGGCCAUCUCUUUGCGGGGCACUGGGUGACGGGGCGUCCGGAAGGCCUCGGCCAACUCACGACGGCGCUCGACCCGGACGCGAGUAGCACGGCGGGCUACGGCUGGUAUCUCGAGCAGCGCGCGAUGCAGUUGGUGCGGGCGCCAGACGCCCCGACGCCGCCGCCGGACCUUGGCGUGCGCCGCCCCGUCGAGCAGCCAUUGCUUGGGCUCUACAUCGUCGGGCGCGUCCUCGAGACGAACCGGUUGCGUCGAUGCCAGCACGCGCUCGGCCUUUGGGCGACGCGCCUGGCGACAAGCGCACGCUGCCAAGGAGGCAAGCGCAAGGACUGUGUGCACGGCCUCCGCGCCAAAGGCCCCGCCGACCCGGCUCUGCAUGCGCGGCUGGACGCCGUCCUUGGCCGCCAGCGCCUCGCGCGCGACCGUGAUGCGAUCCGGCACAAACGAACGGCCAAGGCGCGCCAGGUCCAGACGACGACGACGACGUGCCUCGGCAUUGAGCGGAAUGCAACCGCGCUCAUGCAAGUCGAGCUCGACGACCUCGAGGCCGAGCUCCGCGACGCGCGCGCUGCACAAGCCCGCUGCACUCUCAUCCAGAAUGAGAUGAUGAAGCUGCGCCACACAAUCGAAGAUCGCAAGGUGACGCUGCAUGCGCUGCGUCGCCACCAUCGUAUCCAGCCGCCACCGCCGCGACGUCCAUCCAGCACGACAACGCUGCCGGACGAGCCUCCGCUUCCGUUGGACGAGAUCGCGUUUCUGUGUGGAGUGCCCGGCUGCGCCUGCGGUGUGCCCAAAGACGUGUUUCGGCGCGUCGGCGCAGCGCUCUCGGGGCGAGACUGCUAA